GUAAAAUAGAAUCAAAUCAAAUGAAUGCAGCUAAAUCUUUAAAGUUAGUUGACUUGUUUUGCCGCUCUAAACAAAUGAGUAACUUAAAUCUACAUUAAUGGGGUAUUAAUUUCGUGUAAACUUCUUAAAAGUGUUGUGCCAAAAUGGAUGAAAUAUUGCAAGAAUCAGAGUGUACUCAAACUCAAACACAGAAAUCGCAAGUAGAUUGGAGCCAGCCGAAUACUCCAUCUUUUAUACCAGUAAUUUGGGGCCGGCUUUAUUCCACAAAAGUAUCCUUGAAUGAAAAAAACUGUUGGAAGGACACUUGUAAAGAUAAUCCUCCGUACUACGAUUUAAUACAGCCAGAAUUUUCGCUCGGACGAUCUUUUACCUGCACGUUUGUUAUGAGGAAAGAAAUCAUUAAUGAAAGUAUAGUCAAAAGUGUUAGUAAACAACAUUUUAUCAUUAAAAGAAACUUAUCGGAGCCAUUAAGUCCAGCUAUAAUAACAGAUUUGUCAUUUAACGGUACCUUUAUCAAUGGCAAAUCAAUUGGCAAAGGAUUAAGCAGAGUGCUAGAUGACAAUGACAGAAUAUCACUUACUCAUCCUAACGCUAAAAUAUUCAUUUAUAAAGACUUACUGAAGAAUGAACAAGACAAAGUUCCUAAGGAAAUAUCAAAGAAGUAUUACAUAUCUAGAGUAUUAGGACAAGGGGCUUGUGGUCUGGUUAAAUUAGUGUAUGACAAAACGAAAUGCACAAAACAUGCAAUGAAGAUAAUUAAGAAAUGCAGACUGACUAAUGGAGAAAUGAACAAUUUGACGGAUCCACAGAGAAUUAUGAACGAAGUUAAUAUUAUGAAGGCAUUGAGACAUCCUUGUAUUGUAUCAACGGAAGAAGUCUUCGACACAGGCGAUACUGUAUACAUUAUCUUAGAACUGAUGCAGGGUGGAGAAUUAUUUGACCGAAUCUCUAAAUGUGGACAGCUAUCAGAGGAACUAACAAAGUUUUAUUUCCGACAAAUGGUGGUCGCUGUUAAAUAUCUACACUCUCAAGGCAUCACUCACAGAGACCUUAAGCCUGAGAAUGUGCUAUUAGAGAGUAAAGAUGAAGAAACACUGGUGAAAAUAACUGACUUUGGACUCAGCAAAUUUGUAGGUGAAGAUAGCUUUAUGAAGACAAUGUGUGGAACACCAUUAUAUUUAGCACCGGAAGUGUUGCGAGCGAACGGACAGAACUGCUAUGGACCUGAAGUGGAUGUAUGGAGCUUGGGAGUGAUAUUUUUUGUUUGUCUUGUUGGUUAUUUACCAUUCUCAACUGAUUACAAAGAGUUGUCUUUGAGGGAUCAGAUAUUGCGAGGCCAGUAUAGAUAUUCAAACAAGCAUUGGAGCAAAAUUAGUUUGCCGGCCAAACUGCUCAUGAAGAGAAUGCUUACAGUUAAUGUCAAAAACAGAAUCUCUCUCGACCAAAUACUUAACCACACCUGGAUGCAGGAUCCUGUUACUUUAAUGAAAAUAGAAAGGCUCUUAGUCCAAGCUGCUCAAGUGAGAGAUUUCAAUCAGUUGACAAUAUCACAAAAUUCUGACGAAGAAAACAAUAAUUCUGACAAAGUGACUAUUCUGAAGGUAGCAGUAGCGGGGAAACGAGGCUUGAGUGACAAUUGUACACCGUGUGAGCCAAUCGCAAAGAGGUUAAGAGUUGAACCGUUGAGGAUUCAAGAUGACACGAGCACAACCAACAGUUGUUCUUCAUCGGAAUAAAACUGACAGUAGUACCUGAUUAUUCAAAUAUUGAUUUUAUAAACUACCUUAUCCCACCAUUUCAAGUGAUUUUUAACUAGUGUUAUGUGUUUUUAGUGUGCUUAUUAGUAUGUGCUGGAUGUGACACGGAGAGGAUAAGCAGAAGUGUCUAUUUUUAAUGACAUUUAAUAACUGUAAAUGUUACCACCGACAAUCUUAUUAUUAAAUGUUAUGUUUAAUUAGAUUUUUAAGAAAUUUUAAUGACUUUGUUUAAGAAACUUGUGCCAAGUUUUUUUAUGUUGAUUAAUGGAUAUUGUUUUAUAUGGGUGUUUCCUGUUGGGCCGAUGGCCCAAAUGAUCCUUCGUCCCAACGGGAAACACACUUUUAUAUGAUUGUUGAUUAAAUGUGAAUGAUGGUCAUUAUGCAGACUAUAAUAAAAAUAUAUUUUUAGUGAUGUUGAAUUUAUAACCUUUUCAGAUAAUAGUAACUUGACUUGAAGAUAUGUGACUUUUUCCAGAUAAUAGUAACUUGCUAUAAACUAUUGACCGUUCCAAGUGUAAAUAUAUAAGUAAACUUACAGCUUCUUAUAUUAGUGUUUCUAUGUGAUAAAAUAAAUAAAACCAUGUAAUUGUGUUAAAAUUCAAUCAAAACUGUUAUCAGGGAUUUUGUCAGAUAUGUGACUGUAAAUAAGAAAUAUAGCAUUGUAUGCUAUGUACCUUGUUACUUUGUGAUACUUAAUGUAAUUGAACAUUACUUUGAGAUUUUGUAUAAACAUUUUUUGGAUCAAAGCAAGUAAAUAUUGCAUUAUAACAAUCACAUAAAACAACAAUUCCAAAAAUUUAAAACAAUAACCAAAAUGCUAUUCGAUAACAUGAAAUGAUAAAUUUUUAACACUUCCAAUUUUAAUUUGGAUGUUAGUAGGAAAGCAAAAUUGGAUACAUAUUUGUUAAAAGUACUUAAUAGUUUAUUAUAAAGUCUCAUAAUAAUUUUGACUAUAGAUAAACUAAAUUAUAGCUGGAGCUGUAUUUAGUUUGUGAUGUGACAUAAUGUUCUGUGCACGCAGUACUCAGCAUCAUGUGUUUGUUUUGUACAAUUUGAUAGGAAUAAACAUGCUUGUCAAAGCAAUAAAACAACUAU
Messenger RNA from Papilio polytes (common Mormon), 2852 nucleotides. It is a transcript of the gene Chk2, whose product is annotated as ovarian-specific serine/threonine-protein kinase Lok-like. NCBI's taxonomy places the organism in Eukaryota, Metazoa, Arthropoda, Insecta, Lepidoptera, Papilionidae. Gene Ontology annotation, cellular component: nucleus; cytoplasm. Gene Ontology annotation, molecular function: protein binding; ATP binding; protein serine/threonine kinase activity. The transcript has 8 exons. Bases 144 to 1736 code for a protein of 530 amino acids. The record is from RefSeq and is a predicted model, not a curated record. Gene Ontology annotation, biological process: protein phosphorylation; mitotic DNA damage checkpoint signaling.